Schistosoma intercalatum is the source of this 1961-nucleotide messenger RNA. The record is from the annotation of a GenBank genome assembly. Lineage: Eukaryota; Metazoa; Platyhelminthes; Trematoda; Strigeidida; Schistosomatidae.
CGCUUGUGAUUGUCCUUCAGGUUGUUCGCGGCGCAAAUCAGGUGAUAUUUCUGUUAUGAUAACUGUAUGGGUCACUUACCUUGGACAUUUAUUAUUCGCUUCUUCGUUGUUACUUUUGGGGCUCAUAUCCAGUCGGAAAAGUACCCAAUUGUAAUAAUCCCAGGUGAUGGAGGGUGUCAGGCGUAUAGCAAGCUAAAAAACUCAACGUCACCUCCUUUUUUAGUAUGGAUAGACUUACGUUACUUUCUCGAACCGGGAAAACUAAAUGAAUACUUCGGCUUAGUUUAUGAUCCAGUCACCAGAAAGUCUAGAGAUCCUGAUAGCGCAGACGUAUAUUUCCCAGGUUGGGGUGAAACGUGGUCUAUUGAAAAUUUGGAUAGUUAUAGACAUAGCAGAACUGAAUAUUGUGGUCCGAUGAUUGAGUCAUUGCGUCGUGAUCCUUUCUUUGUAUCCAACUGGACUAUUCGCGGUGCACCCUUCGAUUUCCGUAAAGCUCCAAAUGAAAACGAGGACUUUAAUAACAAACUUAUGCACCUGAUUGAGGAGACUUAUCAAAAUGGUGGAAACCGGUCUGUUGUUUUGCUUGGCCAUAGUUUGGGGGCUAAAUACGGGAUGUACUUCUUAAAGUCAAUGAAGAAAAGCUGGAAGAAUACAUACAUCAAAACCUUUGUCUCACUCAGUGCACCUCUUGGUGGUUCAGUAAAGGCUCUUAAAAUUGAAGCAAGUGGAGAUAACUUUGGUGUGUUUUUACGCAGUCCACUUAGUUUCCGCCCUGUUCAGCGCACGCUACCUUCUCUUGCUUUUCUCCUCCCGGAUUCUCGUUUGUGGUCACCAAAGGAACCUCUUAUUAUAACGCCAACAACAAACUAUUCUGCUCAUGACUACGAACGUUUCUUCCAUGAUGUCAAUUAUUCAAUCGGUCUGCAUGCGUUCAAUCGAUCUCCAAAUCAAAACGGGGCUUGGAAUGUUAUUAUGUUUUGAAGAAAAAGGCAAAGUUAUGUCUCAACAAAAUGUUUGAAAUUUAUGAACGGAAUAGUUUUCACUGAAUAUAAAUCACAGUACGCUAUUUAAGACUAUGAAGUUACAUUUUGAAUACAUAAAUUAACUUCAUAUUGAACAAAUCGAAAUAGAACAAAAACACUGAAAGUCAAUAAAUAAAAUUUCUUUUCAAUCAACUUGAGGAUUCUAAAACCGGUUUCUUAAAUGUAUUAUUUGGGAAUUUCACAUCCUCAACAGAAACUUUUAUGGAACAAACUUUUAAAGAAUUAUUUUACUUAAAAUCAUCACACUAUUUUUGCACACUUAUACAUUUUUAUCCUUAGGUUUCCAAAUGAUGUUGGACAGUAAAUCUAUAAUUGAUACAUUCGAAAAACCAAGUGAUAUUGAUGAAAUCUAUUGUAUUCAUGGAUCAAAUUUAAGUACCACUGACAAAAUGAUUUAUUCACCGCCCAACUUCUUUCAUAGUGGAUUUCCAGAUCAAGUGCCGACAUUGAUUUCUGGAAACGGUGAUGGAACUGUUAGUCUACGUAGUUUAGAAGUCUGUAAACGUUGGCCUGGUAUAAAAUAUUUCAUGUUACCUGGGGCUGAACAUGUAAAUAUUAUGGGAGAUCCACGUUUUAUUGAUAUUAUUCAUCGAAUUGUUGGUGCUAAUACAACUAAAACAUUAAACUGUUGUUAAUUAUUUUCUUCACUUUAUUAUUUACUUCUUCACUGUAAUAAGAUUCUCAUUUCAUUCAAUUUCCAUAGAAUUAUUUGUUACAAUAUGGGAUGGUGGUCAAGAUAGACUGCAAAGUAUAAGACACAUGUUCCUGGAUGUAUCAAAUGUCAUAUGGAUAUAUACUCAAACUUGAACAAUAUUUUUGUUUUAAUGUGGACAAAAUCAGGAUAAUAGAAGUUAUGUUUUCUGUAUUGUUUUUAGGUCCUCAUAAUUUAUUUCUAUUAUUACUGUAUUUUAUUACAAA